Molecule: messenger RNA, 4185 nt
Organism: Klebsormidium nitens
Lineage: Eukaryota; Viridiplantae; Streptophyta; Klebsormidiophyceae; Klebsormidiales; Klebsormidiaceae
Source: the annotation of a GenBank genome assembly
AUGGAAGGGCCCCGCACACCGCUCGCUUCUUCCGUAGGGAUGCAGUCCGCCCAGUCACAAUUGCAGCCCCUUCCUAGUUUCCAACCAGGCAGGUCAGCUGCCACUGUAGUGGUACCGGGGGUUCCCUCUCCAAGCAAGCAACCACAGGGAAGUAACAAGCAGGGCGCCAUCUCGCCCAGGAGCAUCCUCCAACAGGGGCCUGAGAUGCCACAGAUGCUGGGCCCCCAGAGCGGCACACUCCAGCAGGGGGUGGAGUUCCCCCACAUUGUGCCCCCCUACAAGAGCAUUGUCCAGCAGGGGCCAGAGACACCACUGAAUGUGCCCCCCCAGAUGGUGAACAACCCCCUGAGAGCAGCUCUCAGUGACAGGACAGGUGGCACCCUGCUGUUGGAUGCUGUGACAUCAGAUUGCGGCCACACAUUUGGCGGGGCCAGUCUUCAGAGAGUCUUAGCUGUGGGCACGUGCGGCGCUUGCGGGGUUCCGAUUGACCCUGGACGGUUGAUCCCUAACCUGGCGGUCAGGGCGGCAGCUGCCGCGUUCCAAGCUGAAGAGAGCCUGGGGCUGAAGAGGGGCAGAGACGGGGACCCAGCCCGAGGGACGCUGCCUUUCAUCAGAGAGCCUGAGCAGAAGGCGUACGUCUUUCCCUACAAGCUGCACGACCGCGUGCGCGUCAAGGGGAACAAGCGCACGCCCCCCCAUUUCGUGGGCAAGGAAGCGGUCAUUGUGCAUGAGGGCCUCAAUGGUUGGUACACCGUUCGCUUGAAGGAGUCCGGGGAAGAAACGCGGCUCCAGUACCGAUCGCUUGAGGCCCUUUCAGAUGAGAAGAAACAGCGGGGGAGUGAGAAGGGAGCGGACGGAAGUUUGAAAAAGACGGUUGGGGCUGAGAAGACACCGGAAGGAAAGGAGGUCAGUUUGGAGGUGAGAAAAGAAGGAGUGGUUACGGCAAAAGAGGGGAACGCAGCGGCUGUUGGAAAUGGUGAGGAAAAAGGGGCGGUCGAGGAGGGGUCGAGGAAAAGGAUCAGGACCGAAGGGGAAGAAGCCGUUCAGGAGAGAGGCGGGGCUCAGACCGGGGGGCAGGUUAGCCUUGGGUUGGUUGGAAACCAGGGGGAAACUGCUGUGGGAAACCCAGGGUUAGGGGUAAACCAGGGAGGGUUGAGGGCCGCCGCAAAAAGGGAGGGAGCCGAAAAAAGCCAAGGAACUGGUCUUGGAUCCAGCAACAGAAGCAUAGUAGAAAGUGCACGGAGCUUGGAGGGUCAGGAGUCGCUAGCAGGUGUCGAGCCAGUCGUUCGGAAUGGUGCUGCGGAAGUUCCUCCAGAGGCUAGCAAACCCCCUCCUGUGAGUUUCGCGGUUACUUCCGUGUCCCUUCAGGGUGCGAGCGUCCAAGUCGCGGCCGAGGUCCUUCGCAUCAGGGGGGGUGCGCCAAGUGCCGAAAGCCCCAGGGGUUCUCCCUCUCCUCAACCGUGGGGGUCAGCUGGCAGAGACUUCAGCCCCCCGUUGUGGAACCCGGGUCAAGUCAGCCCAACAGGGACUCGGACGCGAACGGAACGCCGGCCAGUGGUCAAUCUGGGAUUCCUUGCCAGGGUCAGCGCUGACAUCAGCGACGACGAGCGGAGCGUGGGGCCAAGUUCGGGGAGGGGGGACGAAGAAAGAAAGUUUGAGGGUCGGUGGGACGAAACGAAUGCGGGGGGGUCUGAUGUGGGUUUGGAUGAGGAGAGGGGCUUUGGGGGCAAUGCCGAGAGGGCAGACGCGAAGAGCACGCCUCAGAAGCUGCUGAGCGUGCCGGAAAGGGACCGGUGUGUGAAGUCGAACGGGAGGGGCUGGCGAUGCAAACUAAGGAAGGCGCCAGGCUACCAGUAUUGCGAACACCAUCAGCGGAAUUGGGACGGGCAUGAGAAGCAGUGGAAGAAGGCGUUCCCGUCUCCCGAGGGAUCUGAUCCGCUGCCACCGCAGGGGGGUAGGGUCAAGGUGGCCGGCGCGGGGGGUAUCAAGAGGCCGAAAGAAGGAAGGAGGCCAAAAGCCAAAGUGAAGGGCGCAAAACUGAAGAAGCAGGCCGUGUUUCUAGCGGGGAAGGGCAUGGACGCAUACGGCCUAGGCGCAACCGGGCUGCUUGUACAUAAGAAGACGAAGAACCUGGCUGCAAAGAGACUGGAGAGAGCGCUCAAGGAUGCAAGAGGGGCUGCUGGGUCUAUCAUAGGCCAACUGUACACAUCGGCACGCAAGCCAGCCCUCUCUUUCCAGAUGGAUGACGACGAUUACGACAGCGAUGAGUACGACCUUCCCCCUGCCAAGCGCGCCAAGCUACCGCUUCACGAGUUGGACCCACAUUUCCUGUCUCAAAAGCGCAUCGAGAAGGCGCAAAAGUACAAGACGCUUGUGGCCAACAAGGAGUAUAUCGAGGACGAUCGGGGAAAUCUAAAGGUUCUCGAGGUCAUGGGCGGAGCUGAGCCUAGCGAGGAGGAGCUCUUGGCGCAGGUGGAGAGGGUGUGUCCGGAACUAGACCUGGAGAGCCUCUGCAGCGUGGACAUUACGGCGGCCGUCGCAGCGGUGGCCGCGACGGGACGGGAGGAAGCGGAGAUCCUGCUGGGGCGGCUUCUGAUGCGACACAGCACCAAGGAGCUGGCACUGGUCCAAGAAGUGAUUGAUCAGGAGAAGCGGAUCGUGCUGGCGAAGCUGGAAGCUCUCAACCGGAGAGAUGCGGCCAAAGCGCAGUGGAAGAAGCGACCAUUCUUGGGCUUCGGCGAAGGGGGCCCCCCCAAGAAGAAACGGAGCGUCAACCUGGUGAAGACCGGUAGAGUCCCCCGGUUGUUCUCGACCUUGUUUCCGAGCGAGUUUGGUGACUUGGAGGAGGUUGGGGAGGUGGAGGGAGAAGAGAUUGGGAUUACGGGCGGGGUUAAGGAUCUGGGUUUGGAACCGGCGGAUGAGUUCGCGGCUCAGAGAACUGGGUCAGAUGGGCAUGCGCUGGGAAAGGAAGCGGACGAGGUUAAGGAAACGGUUAGCGGGAGGGGGCUUCAGGGGGAGGACGGAGCGGCGGAACUGGGCGAGGGUGAGAAAUUGGCAGGGGUUGAGGAGCGGGUUAAGGAAACCGGUAUCCGGACGGGGGCAAGGGGGGCUGAGUCCGCAGACGAACGGCUAGAAGCAGGGAAGGCCGAAGGUGUGGUCGGAGAACGGGUUAGUCAUCGAUCUGGGGUUAGGGACACUGGGCCUACGCUUCCGGCGCUAGUUAGAGGUUCGGUUGAGGACGAACUUCGGGAAGGGAUAGCGAUCGGAGUUGCUCCUGAAAACUGGGGAUAUGGCAGUGCGUCUCCCAAAAACAGUGAAGGAAGGAGCUCGCCUCGCUUCGGAGGAGGGUCACGAUUAAGGGUUAAUCUGGCGGUUUGCCAUAACCGGCCCCAGGGCCAACAUGGCAGCGGAUCUGAAAGCAGUGGGGGCCCGGAAGAUUGUGCACGACGAGGGCAGCGAGCAGCGUUUGAGGACGUUGUGAGACAAGGGGUUAAGAAGGUUAUGGGAAAGGGUUUACAAGGAGGGGGGAGUCCCCGGAACAGGGAAGGAGCGCAGCAGGCUGCAAUGAGAGCAGAGUCUAUCGAUGCUGUGCCAAAUUACUCGAGUCUCGAGGUGGAAAACGUGUCAGGUAAAGGGGAGCCCAUUCCCCAACAGGUGGAGAAAAACGAAGACAACCGCAGCUUCGGGCUAUCUCCGAACUUGAAGGGAUUCAGCGGUCCCUCUAGGUCUUAUAGCAAUUCAUUGUACGACUCUGUAGAUGCAUCGGCCGCCCACUUGUUUUCUUCGGUCGGGGCAAGCCCUCGGGAGCAUAAGCUAGGGCAGCAUAGGGACGCGGUAGGCGAGUUUGAUCUGGGACUGGAUCUGUUGAACGAGUUGGAUAAUUUUGAUCCCGUGCGGUCGGGACUCGCUGACGAGACCGACGACUCGGAAUCUGAAUAGACACAGGUAAAACGGUUGUGUUUGAAGGUAGGGGUUGGGUGGGUUAGGCAAAGGAAGACAAAUAAGCAGAAGAGUACCUUUAAGAGAUAGGGGUGGGACGACAAGCGAAACGCUUGUAAAGUGUGCCAGAAUUGAAGGCUGGCCAGAACGGUUGCUUUUAUUGCUCGCUGGACCAUAACUAGAGAGUUUCCAAUUGUGCUAGCUGCAUGCCGACUUGUACUUCCAUGUGUUUGUUUUCAGUACGCG